Molecule: messenger RNA, 1605 nt
Organism: Osmerus eperlanus (European smelt)
Lineage: Eukaryota; Metazoa; Chordata; Actinopteri; Osmeriformes; Osmeridae
Product: mucin-5AC-like
Exons: 4
Source: RefSeq, a predicted model, not a curated record
ACAACCACAGCUUCUCCCACUACAACCACAGCUGGCCCUACAACUACCACAGAGGCUCCAACAACAACAACAGCUGCCCCAACAACUACUACAGAGGCUCCAACAACAACAACAUCCGCUCCCACUACAACCCCAGCUGCCCCUACAACUACCACAGACGCUCCGACAACAACCACAGCUUCUCCUACUACAAACACAGCUGCCCCUACAACGAGCACAGAGGCUCCAACAACAACCACAGCUUCUCCCACUACAACCACAGCUGGCGCUACAACUACCACAGAGGCUCCAACAACAACAACAACAGCCACUCCUACAACUAGCACAGAGGCUCCAACAACAACCACAGCUUCUCCCACUACAACCCCAGCUGGCCCUACAACUACCACAGAGACUCCAACAACAACAACAGCCACUCCUACAACUACCACAGAGGAGACUCCAACAACAACAACAACAGCCACUCCUACAACUACCACAGAGGUUCCAACAACGACAACAGCUGCUCCCACUACAACCACAGCUGCACCUACAACUACAACAGGUGCUCCCACUACAACAUCAGCUGCACCUAUAACCGCAACAGAGGCUCCAACACCAACCACAGCUUCUCCUACUACAACCACAGCUGGCCCUACAACUACCACAGAGGCUCCAACAACAACAUCAGCCACUCCUACAACUAGCACAGAGGCUCCAACAAAAACAGCCACUCCUACAACUAGCACAGAGGCUGCAACAACAACCACAGCUUCUCCCACUACAACCGUAGCUGGCACUACAACUACCACAGAGGCUCCAACAACAACAACAGUUGCCUUAACAACUACUACAGAGGCUCCAACAACAACAACAUCCGCUCCCACUACAACCCCAGCUGCCCCUACAACUACCACAGACGCUCCGACAACGACAACAGGUGCUCCCACUACAACAUCAGCUGCACCUACAACCGCAGCAGAUGCUCCAACAACAACCACAGCUUCUCCCACUACAACCACAGCUGGCCCUACAACUACCACAGAGGCUUCUCCCACUUCAACCACAGCUGGCCCUACAACUACCACAGAGACUCCAACAACAACAACAGCCACUCCUACGACUACCACAGAGGUUCCAACAACGACAAAAGGUGCUCCCACUACAACAUCAGCUGCACCUAUAACCGCAACAGAUGCUCCAACAACAACCACAGCUUCUCCCACUACAACCACAGCUGUCCCUACAACUACCACAGAGGCUCCAACAACAACAACAGCCACUCCUACAACUAGCACAGAGGCUCCAACAACAACCACAGCUUCUCCCACUACAACCACAGCUGCACCUACAACUACCACAGAGGGUCCAACAACAUCAACAGCUGCCCCAACUACAGAGGCUCCAACAACAGCCACUCCUACAACUACCACAGAGGUUCCAACAACAACAACAGCUGCGCCAACAACUACGACAGACGCUCCAACAACAACCACAGCUUCUCCCACUACAACCACAGCUGCCCCUACAACGAGCACAGAGGCUCCAACAACAACCACAGCUUCUCCCACUACAACCACAGCUGCCCCUACAACGAGCACAGAGGCUCCAACAACAACCACAGCU